UGCGCGCAGGUGUGCGCCCCGCCCCGGGCUCGGCCACCUACCCGGGAAGCUGGUGCUGAUUGUUGCCCUCGGGUCGCUCCGGGGCGGGACGCGGCGACCGGCCAUGGAAGGCACGUCGGGGACUCGUGAGCCCCGGACGCGGCCGAGAGACCCAGACAGGCACCCGCGCCCGGACCGAGACCGGCACCCCGAGCGACAGCAGGACCGGCACCCGGAGCGACCGCGGGACCGAGCGGAGGACCGGCGCAGGGAGAAAAGGGGUGGCGAGCGGAGGGACGGGGAGCGGGACCGGGACCGGGGACGGGACCGAGACCCCCACCAGGACAGACGCAGGGUCGGGGACUAUCGCGCUGGGGAGCAAAGAGUUUUGGAAAAAACCCGCCAAAGCCGGACGCGGGACGGCCCCCGAAGGCCCACCUGGGACGCAGCCCCGCCCCCCUGGCCAGCGCCUUGGGAAACCCCGGAGUCACCGCCCUACAGGAAGGAGGGCACCGGGCGCCGCGGACCGGAAAGUUACAGUGAACCCCCUUCGGGGCUAUAUCUGCCCUCGAACCCCAGGCCUGGACGGGAGGACGUGGAAUACUACCAGUCAGAGGCGGAAGGACUCCUGGAAUGCCACAAAUGCAGAUACUUGUGCACUGGGAGAGGUGUGGUGCAGAUAGUGGAGGUGAUACUGAAUGGGAUGGUUCUCAUGUGUAUCGUGGCUUCCUACUUUGUCCUGGCUGGAUUCAGCGCCAGCUUUACCAGUGGUGGCGGCUUCGGGAACAACUAUUACUCACCAUUUGAGGGCACGGAGCUGGAGCAGGUCCGGCAGCUGGACCAGCAGUACACAGUCCUCCGGGCGCCCCUCAUCUACGGCGGCGUGGCGGUGUCCCUGGGGCUGGGUGUCCUCACCAUGGGUGUGUUACUCCAAGGAGCCAAGAGUCUCACCAAACUGCCAAGGAAGUGGCUCGUCCUGGAGGCCGUCUUCAGCCUCCUGGCCGCAGUGGGCUACUGCGCGGGCAUCGGCGUUUUCCUCCACAUAGCCCUGCGGAUCAAUGCCACAGACACUUGCAAAAGAAGAGAGAGGCUCUAUGCCCGCAAAGGCCUCACCUGGAUGAACUGCCAGCUGGCAGGCACUGAUGGGGCAGCAGCCACCUUUGCUUGUCUCCUGGUGAUAAUGUACGGAGUCAGCGUGGUGCUGGCCCUCCGGAGCUACCGGGAACAGAAGCUCUACAGAGACAGCCAAGAGCAGCACAGAAACUACAGUGAGGGACCGGAGUACCUGUGGUCCGGAACACUCUGAGGUCGUCUUCUCAGAACCUAAAUGUCAGCCCGCCUCCCUGGUUCCUCUCAGAAAGAGGAGUCCUUUAAAAUCGCACAGUUGACAGCUGGUGUUUUCACAUACAGGAUUUUAUAAAUGCAAAGCUAGAUGGCCAUCUCAUUUUUCUGUCAGGGAGCUUUUCAAGCUCAAAGCUUGGAAAAAAAAUCUCCCCCACCUUUGCUACAAAGAACAUCAGAAGUUUGGAUAUGCACUUAUGGUCUGGCUCCCGCACCAAAUGGUAAGGUGAUGAUGAUGGCUAAGUAGCCAGAGAAAUCCUGAAAGUUGAGAACUACACAUCAGGGGUAGCAGGCCCGGCGUUAUAGUAGGAAUAUCUCACCCGUCUCAACUAUUGAGAUUCACCAAAAGAAACAUGCCAUACCCCCUCCUGUGUGGUCCCAGGAGAAUGCUUUUAAAGCAGUGUGACUGAAUUCUAAAGAGUCAUCCGACCCUCUCCUAGAGGGAAACUGUUCUGCCCACAGGACAGUGUACCGAUUGCCUGGAUCCCAAGGAGUGAGAUGGGAGGCUGGGUUUCUGACACAUGAAGAGAGAUGCUUGUAGCAUGCAUGUUCCUCCUUGAGAUUCCUGUAUUAGAGCUGAGAGAAAAUGUCUUGGGUUUUAUUGCCACCAUUCCAAGUUAGUUUCUUUUUGUUGCAAGUCAUUCAACUGGAAUUCAGCCUUCCUGAAAUAUUUUUCUGAAAUAUGGGGCUCCCGUAAGUCAUACACUUCUCGCCCGGCCGGGAUGACUUAGUGGUUGAGCAUCGACCUAUGGACCAGGAGGUCACGGCUCGAUUCCCGGUCAGGGCAUAUAUCUGGGUUGAGGGCACGAUCCCCAAGAAGGGGUGUGCAGGAGGCAGCCGAAUGGUGAUUCUCUCUCAUCAUUGAUGUUUCUAUCCCUCUCUCUGAAACCAAUUAAAACAUUUUUUUAAAAGUCA
This is a messenger RNA of Myotis myotis, 2235 nucleotides long. RefSeq names its product MARVEL domain containing 3 (gene MARVELD3). NCBI's taxonomy places the organism in Eukaryota, Metazoa, Chordata, Mammalia, Chiroptera, Vespertilionidae. Gene Ontology annotation, cellular component: membrane. Bases 104 to 1285 code for a protein of 393 amino acids. The transcript has 3 exons. The record is from RefSeq and is a predicted model, not a curated record.